GCACUUCUAUUAUCUUCUUUGGGAAAAAUAAUAAUAAAAUGUCUGCGAAACCAACCUGCUUAAUAGUGGCCAGCGCUUCCCCUCAAGGGGUCUCCGCCAAAUCCUUUCUGCAGUGCUUCAGUCUUUGCAGCACAGCUUUCAAUCUGCAGACCGCCACACCAGGGGGAAAGCCAAUAGACUUUGUAGGAGUUGAUGAAAGCACAGCGAGAUGGGUGCAGGACUUUAAUGUGAAGUCCUACGCAACACCAGCCAAACUCGAAUCCAUAGAUGGUGCCAGAUACCAGGCGCUGCUUAUCCCCGACUGCCCUGGAGCGCCGAACGACCUGGCACACAGCGGCUCCAUGCACCGAAUUCUCACACAGUUCAUCUCCCAGCAGAAGCCCGUGUGUGCUGUUGGACAGGGCGUGUCAGCGCUGUGCUGCGCCACCGACGGGCAGAAGUGGAUCUUCAGUGGUUACAGCGUAACAGGGCCGUCUGUGUUUGAACUGGUGCGUCAGCCCGACUUUGCCAACCUUCCCCUUAUUGUGGAGGAUUUUGUAAAAGACAGCGGAGGAUCUUAUACAGCGAGUCAAGAAGACGCCGUGCAUGUAGUUGUGGACAGACACGUCAUAACUGGACAGAAUCAGCAGUCGACGUCACUGGCAGUGAAUAAUCUCAUCCUCCUUUGCAAUGCCAAAUAAAAGGUCUCUCUGUCUGGA
Poecilia reticulata (guppy) is the source of this 698-nucleotide messenger RNA. It is a transcript of the gene gatd1, whose product is annotated as glutamine amidotransferase class 1 domain containing 1. NCBI's taxonomy places the organism in Eukaryota, Metazoa, Chordata, Actinopteri, Cyprinodontiformes, Poeciliidae. The record is from RefSeq and is a predicted model, not a curated record. Gene Ontology annotation, molecular function: glyoxalase III activity. Gene Ontology annotation, cellular component: cytoplasm.